This is a messenger RNA of Prorocentrum cordatum, 304 nucleotides long. Lineage: Eukaryota; Dinophyceae; Prorocentrales; Prorocentraceae. The record is from the annotation of a GenBank genome assembly.
GAAGUUCGACUUCGCUUUCAGGCCCGUGGACGUCGUGGCUGUGAAAGGGAAGAAGCAACCCACCACCGUCUACGAGUUGAUGACCACCCCGGCCACUUUGACGACGGAGUCUGCUGCGAUGUUCGAUGCGUGCCGGAAGCACCGGGAGGCCUUCCAGAGCUACCAGGGCCGCGAUUUCGCCCAGGCGAAGGACAUGUUCCAGCAGGUGGACGAGGCCCUCACCGCCGCGGGGCUCCCCCCCGACAUGUCCAGCCGGCUGCUGUCCCGCCGCUGCGAGAAGUUCCUCAGCGAGCCACCGGGCCCG